Molecule: messenger RNA, 1895 nt
Organism: Pseudo-nitzschia multistriata
Lineage: Eukaryota; Bacillariophyta; Bacillariophyceae; Bacillariales; Bacillariaceae
Source: the annotation of a GenBank genome assembly
CAUGAAACAAAACCAGAACAUGGUCUUSMAWUUUUUKGUGGUAGUGUUAGUAGCUGAUGUUCCAACAUCCAGUUCGUUCGUCGAACACUUCCGAAAUUGUAGGAUAAGAGGAUCAGGAUUCCCAAAAUUUGGUCGAUUCGAUCGUCAUAAAUCUACGAUUUUGAUGACACAGCGAGGGGCUUACGACCAGAGAGAUCAAAACGAAGGAAAYGGAGACGAAAUUUAUCAGGAGAGGACGAAUGGCAGGUAUAGCAACGGCAAUGAUGCGAAUGCUCUCGGACAAAACAACACAAACUCCAGAUUCAACCAGGAAGCAGAUGUCCGAACUGGUAGUUUCAGCAACGUGCGACAAGCAGAGAGUGAUGGCAACCAAAAACCGUUUAUCCCGCCUAGGCUCAGCCAGAGUCCCGAUCGCGCAAUCAGCAUUGUAUCGGAACUGAAAUCGAACGCCGCGUUGUUUGCUGCCUUUGCCUACGGAUCGCUCAAUUUACCCGGCACACUAACGGUAUCCGAAAGCAAAGUCACAUCCGUUACUACUUCUCUUUCUGUUUCCAGGCCACUACCAGACUCGGACCUCAUUAGGACCUUUGUUGUCCUCGAUAUAUCCACACUUUGUCUGAUGAUUUCGUGUGUUGCUGCCUCUCAGUUACUCAUCUACCGCUUGACCGAUGGAAGCUACGAAGAUGUGGACGAGUUCAGCCUACAAGAUGAUGGGCGUGACGUAGAGUCAGCUAGUUACAGAAAGAAGAAAAACUCGAGAGAAUCAGCACUGGGGCGUCUAGUGACAACCUACCGAAACGAGUUCACAGUGGCGCGGAUCACAUUCGAYCUCGGAUUGGUGACCUUGUUGUUGGCGGUGGGAGUGAGAUCCUUAGCCAUUUUCGAUGAGGAUAUUGUCGUGCCCGUGGCAUUCGUUUUAGGUCUAACUUCCAUCUUCUUGGCCGUGGCAUAUUUAACCACCUACGUCGAAGUAUUUCGGACCGCGGAGAACCUACCCGAACGUCCUCUGUUCUCCAUAGCAUUUCCAUUCUUGACGAAGGGUAGCRAGAAGARAACUGAUGAGAUCAAGAUUGAUGCCGUUGACAAGAGUUUAAGYCAGAUGAUCCCUCAGAUUGUGCUGCCUGUUUCUUUGACUUCGAUUGGAUUGGGGCUCUUUUUAGGUCUCAAUGAUGGGUCUGGUUCCUCUGAGUCCAAUCUAUCUCGCCUAGGUCCCUACGACGUAACCUCGGGAGCAACUAAGUUACGUGUGGUUACGGASAAGAUCGAUUCGGAGAAGGCAAAACUGGACGCAAAAGCAAAGAACCAACGCAUCGAGGAACAAGAACAGCUGCGGAAAAAACGAGCCGAACGAAGGGCCGCUGACACCAGAAAGAAAGAAAAAGCAAAGCGGKCAUCGGUAAGAGCGGAAGCCGAAGCUGCGAAGAAGAAAACAGCCGAGGAAGAUGCUACGAAGAAGGCCGAGGCAGAAGCAAAGAAGAAGCUGGAACAAGAGGCGAAACAGAAAGCAGACGAAGAAGCAAAGCGCAAGGCAGAGCAAGAAGCAAAGCAGAAGGUAGAAGAAGAAGCCAAACGCAAGGCAGAGCAAGAGGCAAAGCAGAAGGCAGAAGAAGAAGCAAAACGCAAGGCAGAAGAUGAGGCGAAACUGAAGGCCGAAGAAGAGGCCAAAACGAAGGCAAUGGAAGAGGCAAAGAGCAGAGCUGAAGAAGAAAUGAAAAGGAGGACAGAAGAAGAGGCGAAAAAGAAGGCAAUGGAAGGAGCAAAUGCCGCUGCCGAGGAGGCAAAGAUGAAAACAGACGAAGCACCGCCAUCGGUAUCAGYAACCGCAAAAACCACACUCUAAAUUUCAAAUGGAGCGAUUAGAUAGAUAGACGAGAAAAUACAAACCGGAAUCCCUA